Salvelinus sp. IW2-2015 is the source of this 2441-nucleotide messenger RNA. RefSeq names its product transmembrane protein 125. Lineage: Eukaryota; Metazoa; Chordata; Actinopteri; Salmoniformes; Salmonidae. The record is from RefSeq and is a predicted model, not a curated record.
ACCUCUGUUAUAUGGCAGGAUCUUUCAUGUUUAGAGCCCUGCUUUAAAGAUGGCAUAUUCAGCAACGUGUCUGUGUGUGUCUGUGUAUACAUGUGUACAUGUGUCUGUGUGUGCGUGCRUGCGUGCGUGUCAGCAGGUGGCUCUAAUGUCCCUUGUCUCUCCUCUCCCCAGGUAUCCAUCAGGCUGCAUUUGGUCCCUGAGCUCUGAGGGUUCAGUGACAGGACAUCCUCUCAGAGUGCAGUGGACUACCUGAUGGGCCCUGUGAUCCACCAAGAGGACCUGUAAUCAAGUGAGAAGGAACUGUGAUCCGGUGAGGUGUCCAGUAAUCCAUCUGCUGUGAUUCACUGAGGACUCUAUUGAGAUCCACUCAAGGUUUCCAGAGAGAAAGAACGGUGUUCCACUGAGAGUUCCAGUGAUAUAGCUUGUGUCCUGGUAGAGUUCUCUGGUGAGCGUGUCUGUCAGGCUGGGAGGAUCAGGAUGCYAGAGCUGGAGGACUUCCCUCCGUCGCGGGGUGGCCAGCUGGCCGGUCCCGACCCUGCUCAGAUCCAGCGCAGUGUUCUGGAUGAACAGGUGGAGCUGUGGUGGUUCCGGGACCCAGCCAAGUCUCUGCUGUGCUACUGUGUGGCGGUCCUCCUCAUCCUGGGCUGCGGCCUGGGUGGCGUGCUCCUCCUCUCCACCACCACCAGUUUCUCCAGUGACUGGCGCAUGGGAGCGGGCAUGGCCCUGUGUCUCUUAGCCCUGGCCGUCCUCCUCAAACAGCUCAUGAGCUCGGCCGUGCAGGACAUGAACUGUGUGCGGAGUCGCAGGCGGAUCGAUAUCCUUAAGAGCGGAGGGCUGUCGGAUCUGUUAGUGGUUCUCAUCACAGGGCUGUGUCUGGUGGUCUGUGGGGCUGUACUGCUGAAGCUGGCACUAGAACACCACAUGCCCAAGCCUGGCGUAGCCCUUAAUGAUAUGUACAUCUCUGGGGUGGUGUUGUUAGCUGGAGGGGGGGCAGCGGUAGUGGGGGUAGGGGUGUACACAGGGGUGGUGAUGCUGCUGGAGAGGACCAGGCCGGGCCAGAGGUUUAGGGACAGGGCUGUGGGGCUGUUCACUAUCUCUGGACGACACAUGGACCAGGGUAGGAGGGAGACCACCUCUAGCCUGGCUAACCUCAUCUGACCUGACCACCAGAGACAUGGGAUGGGACAGGUAGCCCAGACAGGAGAUGACUGCGACACUCAUAUGGCCCAGAUUUGAUCUGUGGGAGAUGCGCAUUGGGGGAGGGUUGGAGCUUAUUGGCCAGCUCUGGUUUGAGGUAUGUGGCCUUGUAGUUUCUGGGCCACGUUUGUUCUGAAUGUGGGCCACAUCCACCUUGCUGUCAGGGAGGGACCAAUGGACAUCACUUUUGAAAAUGGCAUUUUAGCAUAAUGGCCUUCUUGGAAAGCCACUAUAUGUUCAAUGAGUUGUUGAUUACCACAGCAAUGGACUUUUGCAGGAUCAUGAAAUAGCAUGAGGAAUACAGAGCUGUGUCAACACAUUCUAUUUUUAUGGUUCAAGCAUGGGCCAUUUUAUGAGCCCAGCAGAGCACCAUUCUAUGAUGUGGAAUGAAGAGAAUACCAGUGACUGCACAGACACCAGACACUGAACACAGUGCAGAGAUAAUGAUUCAUAAUGUGUCCAAUGUAAUAAUAAUAAUAUCAUCCACUACAAAGCAGCAGGUGAAAAAGCUGCUGUAAGGAAUAAUCAUAUCAUAGAAUAAUGUACCCAGCAUCUCCAAACUUAAUCAAAGUGAUCAAUGACACAUUUUGUCACCUUUUCAUGUCACAGGUUUACAGCAGUGUUGGGUGGUCAAAGGCCUCCAUAAGCAAGCUGUGUCAUCACUCACUUUGCUUUGCAACGCUUACCAAGAAUCUGAGGAGAACGUCCUGCAUUGUUGCCAUGGUUAAAGGGUACAAUGUGGUUUCAUUAAACAAAGCGUCUAUGUGCUUGGAUGCUGUUCUUGGAUUUAAGUUKCUGUGUGUUUGUGUGUGUGUGUCUGGCCCUCGCACCUCCUUAUCAGGCAGUGCAUGUGAGCGGCCUGUUGCUCAGAGACAAUAGGGGUCACUGAGGCGGCCAUUGUUGUUGUACUGAUGGUUGGGCACUGGGACAAUGGACAGGCUGUGGAUCGUAAAAGGGCUGGCAUCGCCCAGUACGGCUCACCCUUACCACCCUCUCUCUCUCACACACACACACACACACACACACACACACACACAGCAUCGGCAGUGACUGUGCAAUGAGCCAGUACAGCGUGCAAUCCCUAAUUGACAAGGGACUGUUCUUGGUCUCUGCUGUGCACUGCUAUGCAGGACAUGCCUUCUAGGUGGUGCCAGGUAUGUUUGUGUACGUAUGAUAGAGAGACGACAGCCACAAACAGUGAUGAGAGAGAAGCCAGACAGUGAGAGAGAGAGAAGAGCUACAGA